Stylonychia lemnae is the source of this 504-nucleotide messenger RNA. The record is from the annotation of a GenBank genome assembly. Lineage: Eukaryota; Ciliophora; Spirotrichea; Sporadotrichida; Oxytrichidae.
AUGUGUUAUGACAGUGCUACUGACACUUGCCCGAAUUCGAAUUUUACAAUGUUUAAUUUAACUGCUUAAUGCUUGACCUUAUCCAAAUUUUACACUCCUGCUUGCUAAUACCUAGAAUAUUUUGGGUCUUAUAACACUCGUGAAAGAAAUCAGAAGUACGAAUAUCAGAUUAUUAUGCCUCCUUAGACAGGAUGUGAAUUCAAAAUUAAUGGCACCAGGUCUUUUUUUAGUUCUCAUUUUGAUCCACCUAUUGGAGUAUAUUAUAUCAAAACUUCUACUUCUACUUUCGAUAAUACUACAAAAUUCUUUAAGGCUGCUACUUUAUAUGUUCAAGAUAAUGGUAGUGUCCUGGGUUAGAAAUCUAACUACAUAUAUGUUGGCUUCGUUAAUUACGAUCCUGUGAACAGCCACCCAAUAAAUGUCACUAUUCAUUAAAAUGCCUUAAUCACUAAAUUAAGCUUUGGAAUGUUAGUUCUUUUCGCAGCUCUAAAUUUGAUUAUAUGA